Drosophila rhopaloa is the source of this 1599-nucleotide messenger RNA. RefSeq lists its product as uncharacterized. NCBI's taxonomy places the organism in Eukaryota, Metazoa, Arthropoda, Insecta, Diptera, Drosophilidae. The transcript has 2 exons. The record is from RefSeq and is a predicted model, not a curated record. Bases 254 to 1285 code for a protein of 343 amino acids.
GUUCCCAACACUAGAUUCGAUACAAAUUUACGUCUCACAUAAUACUUUCAACUGGACCAUCUCUAACGACAACAAAAAGUAAAAAAAACGAAAAAUGUAAAUAUCGGACGCAAUUACGAAAAAGUGGCAUACAGAUGGGCUUGCCACCGCGCUCCCACCCAUCAUAUGGUGCCUCAGUGGAUUUGAGGGGGUACCACCCAUGACAGGUCGGACUACGGCCGGUUAAUCUCCCCAAAGAGCUGACGGACAGAAAAUGGACAUCAUCGUACUGUCGUCCGGCGACAGCGACGAGGAGUUUGAACCCAGCGUUCAAGGUAACCGCCAGUCGACGACCACACGAGAUCCUCGGCUACGCCCAGGAACGGCGUACGCCGAGAGAUCCACCCGGUCAUGCCCGACGGGUAGGCGCCAGCCAGGAGUCUCGGGAAGAGCGACCCCAUCCUCUCCCAGAUCCAGUGCUCGGACAUCAUCCCGCCGGGCAGCGUCGAACUGCGCCCCGGAAUCCAGUGACUCCGAGAACGAGUCGAUGCCGACGCCACCCCGAGCCGGGGGAGUUUCGCCGCACUACACGGACGCGGCCGGACAUCGGAUUUACCCGACUCACUACGAGCACUACCCGAGUCCAGCCGGGUCAACGGAGAGUAACAGGGAGUAUAACCCUUGCGGUCGCAGCGAGGACUACCGGGAUCAGCCGAACCCCUACCCCAGCGACGAGGAGGAAGAACGGGACGAGCAAUCCCCCUAUGUCGAGGAUGCGAGCGGCUCCGAUAACGCGGAGACACACUCGGUGAGCAGCCGGGAGGACGACGACGAUUCCAGGGAAGGUGCGGCGCACUACGUUUUCACGGGCGAGGACCGCUGCGGAUACCACCAGGGGUCCUGGAUCUACCUGAUGAGAACCAGCUGGGAGACGAUCCGGAUCGAAGCACCAUAUCGGCCACCUGAGGUACCCAUCGUGACCUUCCCACCGUCCCCCGUGCACCUGUGCAUCAUGGGGCCUGACGAGACCGAGGCAGCCGAAGAUCUCGGAUUCCCGACGGAUUGCCCCGUUGAGGUGACCUACUCGCAGGACGAAGAGAUGGGACCAGGGCCGUCCACCUCCCUCCCUCGCGGGCCGACUACCUCCCGUCCACCUCCCUCCCCCGCGGUCCGACUACAAAGCUUUUCAUCGGACCAUCCACCACCCUCUCGCCGGGCAAAGCCAUGGAGUGGGAGUCGGAACCCCGCGACGACGAGGAGAACACCGGGCAGCUUUUCCGACGGAAGGAGCCCACGCUCGCUCUAGCUCCGUGUCCACCACCGCCAAGGGAUACACUCUUCGACGUGGCGGCCCAGCCCACACUCCCCCUUGACGGACAGGGACCGGACACCGAGGCAGUCGUCUACGAUUUUCCCCUCCCCACAACAGCAGCCUCCACUCCCUCGGAUACCGCGAUGGGGAUGUCACCCACAACGCUAGACCUCCUGCUGGGACAGAUCUCACCAGACAUGGAGAGACUAUGCUGGGAGCCAUCACAAGAAUGGCUUUCGAACCCGGACGACAACCCGCAGGCCGCAACGGCAGCCCCAGAUCUGGAGCACUCGGCCGCCGAAAACCGU